Molecule: messenger RNA, 1780 nt
Organism: Linum trigynum
Lineage: Eukaryota; Viridiplantae; Streptophyta; Magnoliopsida; Malpighiales; Linaceae
Source: the annotation of a GenBank genome assembly
AGUAAUAUCCAUGGCUAAAGGGAUAAGGUGAUUAAUCAUUCAUCGUCGGCGGCGACUAGAGGUAACAGAGAAGUGACGGAGGAGAUGGAGAACAUAACGGCGAGCGAAGUGGCCGGACUUGGGGUCGGAGCAUUCCUUGUACUCGCCACCGUCGCUGCUCCGAAAAUCGAUUCCCUCAUCUCUUCUUCUCAGAGAAGUUCUCUGGGGAUGUGCAGGAAAUGUGGGGACUUAAAGAUGGUAGCAUGCUCAACCUGCAAAGGAACUGGAUUAGCCAAAGCAGGUGGCGCGCCAUUUACUUUCUUGGAUGACUUGUAUCAGUCUGUUGGUGGGGAGACAGAAGUGAACCGGGUGAAAUGUAGUAAAUGCAGAGCCAAGGGCCACUUCCACUGCCCUAACUGCUCCUAAGGCCAGUCUCUGUAAAAUUGUUGGUUACACUUGCCAAGCUUUCACCUUUACACGUUACAUAUUAUUACCAUAUGAAUUCUUUCAUCCUCCCUGUGUAAUGUUGAACCCGGGGUAAAGCCGGAUGUGGAUGCAAGUUGGUUGGAAGUAGUCUUUGCUUGUACAGACUAGUGGUAAAAUUUCUGCAGCCUUUAUAUGCAACUUUAUGGUGAACCUUACAAGUUUGGUGUAGUCUUGAACUUUCUUUGUCAAUGGAAAUUGAGACAACCCAUCUUUGGCCACAUCUUAGACGUGUGGGGGACUGGGAAUAAAGAAAGAAACAGUUGGAAGUUGAGCAAAAGAGAGGAAGUUAAGUGCAGAAAUGGUGCAAGCUGUAUUUCUCAUGCAUGAUGCAUGUUUAUCUGAGUUUUCGUUGUUGUAGUUGGCAGGAGAAAUUAUUGCCCAAGUUUGAGUAGUCUGAAAUUUUAUCAAAUAAGUGGAGGUAGUGGUGCUUUGCAUUAAGUAUGUUACGUUGUGGAUAUAGCUGUGUUGAGACUUGAGACCCUUUAUAAACCGUACUUUUUACAGAAAUUUUUUCGUUAAUCGGUGUUGGCAUCGACUACUCCUAUGGAAUGCAGGAAGUGCAGGUGUAGUGCCCUGCAUCAGAACUGAGCAUACUCCUCCUUCAUUGCUCUAGGCUGCUCCUUCCUCCAGGUAAAGCGUAUAUUGACAAAUGACAAUUGAUCUGAUACCAUCCUUUCUGAAUAUGGAUUGGCUUACUUCCUUUCUUUCUUUCUGAAGAAGAAGAAGAAGAACCACAGCUACUCCAAGAGGGAAAGCGGGGACUACCUAGAUUAACUGAUUGAUUGGUCUAGAGAAAGGGCAACUAGAAUGCUGCUUACCACUUACCAGUCUAGGAAUACAAAUAAUUGACAAAAAUGGCGAAACAAAAACAUAAAAUGGUCUUGGGGAGGGCCACAAGAAAUAAAUUGGUAUGGGUCGUCGUUAGAUGAAUUUCACAUCGACAAAGUACGAGAAAGAUUUAUGGUUCAUAAAUAAGAAAUAGGUCUUAACUGACAAGACCCGUUUUGGGAUGAAAAUGAAAAGUUUUUAUAACUUCGAAAGUAAAUGUGCUCCCUAUGGAGCACUGCAAGAAUGAGUGACGUUAUGGGAAGUCAUCUUGUUAUGCACCACAAGGCAAAAUCUGUGAGGGUUUAGCCUCAGAGCUAACUAUAUCUUGUGGAAAAUAGUUCGAGAUGUUAUGGAAAAAAGGAGUAAAUGCAUAAAAAAUAGAAAAAGAGUCAUAAACUUACAUGGAUGAGUGUUUUUUUUUCAUCAAACUAUUUUAACACAUGCUACAAUGGACUUGCAUAAACACCAAUAACAUUUUGCAAAAUCA